Messenger RNA from Phalacrocorax carbo (great cormorant), 2211 nucleotides. Lineage: Eukaryota; Metazoa; Chordata; Aves; Suliformes; Phalacrocoracidae. The record is from RefSeq and is a predicted model, not a curated record.
GGAAACGAAACCGACGCACGCCGCACCCCGCCACCGAGUACCGGAGACCCUCUGCCCCGGUACCGCCGUCCCCCGCACCCCGGCACCCUCCGCAUCCGCGCACCGGCACCCCCGCAGCCCGACAGGGCCAGAUCUGGCCAGAUCCCCCCGCGCCCGGCCGGACACACAGGGACCCGACCUGCUGGGCACCCAGGAUGCCCACCAUGACACUCUGGCUGCCCCUGGUGUGGCUGGUGGCCACAGCCAUGGCCACUGUCACGCCGGUGCCCAUGCCGGAGGCCUCUCCCAGCUGGAUGAAUCUGCUCAUAGAGCACCCGAUGCCGCCAGUGCCCCCCCAUCCUGCCCCAGGCCCACCAGAGGAUGUGGAGGCACCCAUCCUGCCGGUGACCACCCCCUGGGCCCACCUCGAGGAGCUGCCCAGCUUGGACACCCCCCUGAAGGCCACAGAUCCCCCCAACCCUGAGAAGCCUCAGGGAGUACCUGAGGAGCCAGGCAGCAUGGCUAACGGGAGCACGGCAGCACCCACCCCUGGCACCACCUCAGGGCCCCCCAGCACCACGGGCACCAGCGCCCCACCGUGCCCUGGGGACGAGGAGCCUGCUGAGGACUGCGGGGUGCCCACGGGCGAGCAGCGGCUGGCCGUGGCCGAGGCGCUGGGCACCUUUGCCCUCCGCUUCUACCAGCACCUGGCAGAGGCUGCCCAGCCCGAGGCCAACCUGCUCUUCUCCCCCAUCAACGUGGCCAUGGGGCUCUCGCACCUCCUGCUGGGUGCCCGUGGCGAGACCCGUGAGCGCCUGGGCACCAUCCUGGCGUACCCACCGGAGCUGAGCUGCGUGCACAGCGCCCUGCGGCAGCUUGCCAGCGCGCCCGGACUCUUCUCUGCCACACAGAUCUUCCACCACCCAGAGCUGCACCUCCGGCCCCGCUUCCUCAAUGAGUCGUGGCACUUCUACGGCGCCCGCCCACAGGCACUGAGCGGCAACGAGAGCCUGGACCUGCUGCGCAUCAACGAGUGGGUGCGCGGGGCGAGCCAGGGGCUCCUGCCCAGCCUCCUGCCUGUGCUGCCCCCCCAGCCCCACCUGCUGCUGCUCAGCGCUGUCCACCUCCAGGCCGCCUGGCGCACACCGCUGGAGGCCAAGCAGACGCUGCUGCUGCCCUUCCUGCGCCCCGGGCGCCCAUCCCGCCUGGUGCCCACCAUGACCAGCAAGAAGUACCCGGUGGCCUCCUUCACCGACUCCCGCCUGCAGGUCCAGGUGGGGCGGCUGGAGCUGAGCGGGGGACUGAGCCUGGUGUUGCUGGUGCCGCGGGGACCCCCGGAGGCACUGGAGACCCUGGAGCGGGAGCUGGACCCCCCCACAUUCCUGGGGCUGCUUCGGCGGGCGGCACACACCCCCCCCCAGGCCACCGCCCUGGCCCUGCCCCGCCUGCGCCUUGACCUUGCCAUGGAUGUGGUGGCCCUGGUCCACGACAUGGACUACGGGCUGUUCCUGGACGCGGAGCUGUGCGGGCUGGCGCGGGGCCCAGCGGUGACGGUGGACACGGCGCGACACCGGGCGGUGCUGGCGCUGGACGAGGCCGGCGUGGAGGCAGCAGGCGCCAUGGCCACCUCGGUGGCCCGCAGGGCCCUGCUGCUGGAGGCCCUGCGCCCCUUCCUCUUCGUCCUCUGGCACGAUGCGGAUGCCGUACCCCUCUUCAUGGGCCGCCUUAGCGACCCUCAGCCCUGACCCCUGCCCACCUCCUGCCCUCCCUCCUCUCAGCCCUCCCUCCCUCCCUGCUUCCUCCUCUUGCUCCAUCCCUCCUUCCUUCCCUCCCUUGUCCCUACUUCCUCCUUCCUUCCCUCCUCCUCUCCCUCCACCCCUCCUUCUUUUCCCUCCCUCCCUCAUCCCUCCCUCCUUACCCCUUCCCUCUUUCCUUCCAACCACCCUCCAUCCUUCCCUCUCUUUUUUCCCUCCUUCCAGCCCUCCUCCCCUCCCUCCUUUCAUCCUCCCUCCCUCCAGUUCUCCCCCUCUUCCCCCUCCCCACUCCUCCCUCCCCCACCUCCUCGCUCCUCCCUCCCCCAUCUGCCCCCCUUUCCGUCCCCCAUCUCCCCACCCUUCACAACCUCCCCAGCCCCACAGGGCAGCACGGGGUCCCUGCCCCCCCACUUCACCCCGUGCCUCAGUUUCCCCAACAGCUCGGGGCCUGAGGCCCCAAUAAAUGCACUGACCACUG